AUGGAGCGCCCCGCGCAGGAAGGGGAUGCCCAAGGCGUAUACCAGCUGGCCACACUGCUGCUGGAGCUGGACGUGGACGAUGAGACAUCGCGCCUCCUGGUGGCCGACUGCCUGUACUGCCUGGGCCGCCUGGAGGAAGCCCACAGGUGCUUGCUGGUGGCCCUCUCGCGGAGGCCCCAGGCAGGCCCUGUGCUGGCCAGGCUGGCCCUGCUGCAGCUGCGGAGGGGCUUCUUCUAUGAUGCCAACCAGCUGGUGAAGAAGGUGGUCCAGUCCGGAGACACGGCCUGCCUGAAGCCCACCCUGGACAUCUUCUGCCCUGAGGACAGACAGCUCUUGAGACACCACUGCCACACCCGGGCCUUGAGCAUCCUGCGGGCACGGCCAGGUGGGGUGGACAGCGAGGCCCACACCAGGGAGGCCAUCGCCUACCUCUCUCUGGCCAUCUUUGCCGCAGGGAGUGAGGCCAGCGAGCCCCUCCUCACCCGAGCCCGCUGCUAUGGGCUCCUGGGCCAGAAGAAGACCGCCAUGUUUGACUUCAAUUCCGUGCUGCGGGCAGAGCCAAGGAACGUGCAGGCUCUGUGCGGACGGGCUCUGGUGUACCUGGCGCUGGACCAGCUGCAGGAGGCUGUAGAGGACAUCGUCUCUGCUCUGAAGCUCAACCCAGAGCUCGUGGUCCCUGAGAUCCGCUCUCUAAAGCCAGAAGCCCAGGCGCUCCUCACCCGGGGCCUCUACACGCACUGCCGGGCCCUGCUGGGCCAGCGGGUGGGCGCGAGCGCCCCCUGCGAGGACGAGGACUCCAGGGGCCUCCUGGUUGUCGGGGAAGCACUUGUCAGAGUCGAUGCUGCCCAGCCAGCCUGGCACGUCCUGCUCACAGACAUCCUGACAGCACUGGGCAGCUACGAGGAGGCUGGUGCCCGCCUGCGGGAAGCCCUGAGCCCCCCUCCACCGCCAGAGGCGGCCCAGGCCCGGCGGGGUUUGCUUCGGCUGAAGACGGGACAAGAUGUGCCAGCAGCUGCUCGGGACCUGCAGCGCCUGGCAGAGACCGAUGCCCCUGAUCUCCAGUUCCUGCUGCGUCUCCUGGAGGCCCCGGAGCGACAGAGCCUCGCUCAGGCUGCAGCCCAGGAAGCCAGCGCCCUCCUGAAUGCAGGGCGCCCCGCGCAGGCCCUGGGCUACUGCUCCUUAGCUGUCCUGGCGGAUGGUGGCCCUGCUCACCUGCGCCUUCGCGCCUCCUGCCUAGCCCAGCUGCAGGAGUUUGGCAGGGCGCUCCGGGACCUGGACCGUGUGGUCCAGGACGGCGCCGGGGACGGAGACCUGCCGACUCGCACAGAGGACCUCUGCUCCCGAGGCCACCUGCUGCUGAGCCUCGGAGAUGAGGACGGGGCCGCAAGAGCCUUUGCCCAGGCCCUAGAGCUGUCACCCACCCAGACCCAGGGCCGUCUGCUGGAGCGGCCAGGUCGGACGCGCGUGGCCCAUGCGUUCCUACGUCUGGGACAGCGCUGUCUGGAGGGGCAGUGCUUCGAGGAGGCCUGGGCAGCCGCUCAGAAUGGGCUCCUGAUCGACCCUGAACACAGCGGGCUGAGGAGGCUGAAGGCAAGGGCACGGACGGAGGCAUCCUCUGGCUGUCACUGGACCGCCACGUCCCGGAUUCUCUCCACCAAGCAGCCUGCUGUCAUUCACGCCAGCUGGAGGGACCGCAAACAUCACCGGAGCUGCCGCAGAAUUCCUCCACUGAUCUCAGCAGUACGGCUGCGGCCGCAGGACCCAGGGACCCUGGUGGGCCGAGAGGCCUGUGCUCUCCCGGGACUCACUGUGUCCAUAGGCCUGACCGUGUCCUUCCUUCCCAUUGGCAUCCAGAUGCCCAGCCCUGUGGGUCUCCCACUGCCGCCCACUACUGCCCACUGCCUGUAUGAGAAGAUAGAGGAGUGGGGCCCAGCUGCGCACCGCCGGGCGGCUGCCUGA
This is a messenger RNA of Dipodomys ordii (Ord's kangaroo rat), 1959 nucleotides long. It is a transcript of the gene Ttc34, whose product is annotated as tetratricopeptide repeat domain 34. The coding region runs from base 1 to 1959 and encodes 652 amino acids. The record is from RefSeq and is a predicted model, not a curated record. The transcript is spliced from 10 exons. Gene Ontology annotation, molecular function: protein binding. Lineage: Eukaryota; Metazoa; Chordata; Mammalia; Rodentia; Heteromyidae.